AUGCAUCCACCUCUAUCAGCUCAUAAACAUCCUGAUUGCUAUGAACUUAUGAAAGAAUUAGAAAGAUGCCACGAAUCUAAUCUUAUUAGCCAUUUUUUUGGAAAAUGUAAUGAUUUGAAAAAAAAAGUCGUAAAGUGCUUAAAUCAAGAGGUAAUUGAGGCUUUUGAAAAAUAUUGUCUAUGCUUUAUUGGACAUUAAUUGUGAAAUUAGAGGUUAAGACAACAAAGAAAUAACCAGAGAAAAAAUAAAGAGAAAAUGAUAAUAUAAAAAAAUUCAAAUGAAUUUAAUUGAAAUCCAAAGUCGAUGAAUAAAGCAAUUAAUAUAUAAUAAAUAUAUUAUGUUUAUCAAAGUUUGAAAAAGAUUUUAAUAGCCGAAUUAUUUAAUAUGACAUAUUUGCAUAUUUCCUAAAGAAUAUUAGACAAACCAGUAAAUUAAUAAAAAAGCUUGAAUCGAAAAAGCUGUUUAGAAGAUGAACACAACGUUAUCCUCUAAGCAUAGAUUUAAGAAAAACACAUGAAUUGUGAAUAUAUAAAACUAUGCAUUAUUUCUUUUUACUGAAGCAUAUUUAUCAGCAUCAUAAAAACAGAUGAAUUCAUAAAUCAUGACUAAAUCGUUUGGA
Pneumocystis murina B123 is the source of this 619-nucleotide messenger RNA. RefSeq lists its product as hypothetical. The transcript is spliced from 2 exons. The record is from RefSeq and is a predicted model, not a curated record. Gene Ontology annotation, cellular component: mitochondrion. NCBI's taxonomy places the organism in Eukaryota, Fungi, Ascomycota, Pneumocystomycetes, Pneumocystales, Pneumocystaceae. The coding region runs from base 1 to 198 and encodes 65 amino acids.